Messenger RNA from Ascochyta rabiei, 878 nucleotides. RefSeq names its product proliferating cell nuclear antigen. NCBI's taxonomy places the organism in Eukaryota, Fungi, Ascomycota, Dothideomycetes, Pleosporales, Didymellaceae. Gene Ontology annotation, cellular component: PCNA complex. The record is from RefSeq and is a predicted model, not a curated record. Gene Ontology annotation, biological process: regulation of DNA replication; mismatch repair; translesion synthesis. Gene Ontology annotation, molecular function: DNA polymerase processivity factor activity; DNA binding. The coding region runs from base 93 to 878 and encodes 261 amino acids. The transcript has 3 exons.
AGUAGGUUGAUCGCCACCGACUGUAUGUAUCACGACUAACAUAUCGCAGUGCUGGAGGCACGCUUAGAACAGGCCAACCUUCUCAAGAAGGUAUGCAUCAGCUCUCAGCGCACAUCCAACACGGUCUAACGUGGCUUCAGAUCGUCGACGCCAUCAAGGAUCUCGUCCAGGAUUGCAACUUCGACUGCAAUGACUCGGGUAUCGCGCUGCAGGCCAUGGACAACUCGCACGUUGCCCUCGUCUCCAUGCUGCUGAGGUCCGAGGCCUUUUCGCCCUUCCGCUGCGACCGCAACAUCGCCCUCGGUAUCAACCUGGGCUCGCUCACAAAAGUCCUCCGCGCGGCGCAGAGCGACGACAUCCUCACACUCAAGGCCGAAGACGCGCCUGACGUCGUCAACCUGGUGUUCGAGAACAGCGCGUCCGACAGGAUCAGCGAGUACGACAUCAAGCUCAUGGACAUUGACCAGGAGCACCUGGGCAUCCCAGAGACUGAAUACGCCGCCACCAUCUCUAUGCCCGCUGCUGAGUUCCAGCGCAUCUGCAGAGACCUCACUGCGCUGUCGGAGUCGGUAUCGAUCGAGUGCACAAAGGAGGGCGUCAAGUUCAGCUGCCAGGGUGACAUUGGCUCGGGCUCCGUCCAGCUGAGACAACACACCAACGUCGACAAGCCCGGCGAGAACGUCGAGAUUGACCUCAGCGAGCCCGUCUCCCUCACCUUCUCGCUCAAGUACCUGGUCAACUUCUGCAAGGCCAGCGGGUUGUCCGACACCGUCAAGCUGAGCCUGUCCAGCGAGGUGCCCCUGCUUGUCGAGUAUGGCCUGGCCAACAACAGCUACCUGAGGUUUUACCUCGCGCCCAAGAUUGGCGACGAGGAGUAA